Messenger RNA from Sclerotinia borealis F-4128, 4665 nucleotides. NCBI's taxonomy places the organism in Eukaryota, Fungi, Ascomycota, Leotiomycetes, Helotiales, Sclerotiniaceae. The record is from the annotation of a GenBank genome assembly.
AUGGAUCAAUUGAAGGUUCACAACUCUUUGAAGCCUGGGGGUCCAGUUCCAUUUGUUCCUAUUGAGAAGGGAAAGGUUUCUUGGUAUGUCUGCGGACCAACAGUAUAUGAUCACUCGCAUUUGGGACAUGCUAGGAAUUAUGUUUCAACCGAUAUCAUACGAAGGAUCAUGAAAGAUUAUUUUGGAUUUGAAUUAAAUUUUGUUAUGAACAUUACAGAUGUCGAUGACAAGAUUAUCCUUAAAGCCAGAAGACAAAAACUAUUGGAGCUGGAAAAAUCGAAAACAUAUACCGAACCUGAACUCGCAAAAUUAGCAGCAGAAGCUUUCCAGUCAUACGCAACCGCAAAUCUCCCCGAAUUAUUGAAGGCUGGCACUCAACUUACGCCUAGCAACUAUGCGGAAAGAAGAGAUACAGCAUAUGGGAAUGUAUUGGCAGGUCGAACAUUGACUGGUGAAGGGAAACCAGGAGAUGCCGAAGCCAAAAUGAAAAUGCACAUCAACAAUCUUUCCCUAGCGGCGCAAGCAAUACAGCAGGAGGAGAUCUUUGGCGGAGCAGAUGAGAUACUUCUUCCCUACCUUGACUCUUUAUACAAGGAUUCAAUCGAUGCUAAAGACCAUACUAUUUUCACGAAUGUCACACAAUACUGGGAGGACCAAUUCAUGGAAGAUAUGGAUGCACUGAAUGUCAUGCGACCAGAUGUUAUCACACGAGUUACCACCUAUGUACCAAAGAUUGCUAUCUUUGUAGAGAAGAUUAUUCAAAAGGGAUUCGCAUAUGAGACGGAUGGGUCUGUUUACUUUGACAUUACAGCAUUCGAGAGAGCGGGCAAUCCUUACGCACGACUCCGACCCGAAAGUAAAAAUGACAAGGCCUUACAAGAGGAAGGAGAAGGGUCACUAUCGAAGAAUUUGGGUGGUAAGCGAGGAGCAGGAGAUUUUGCUCUUUGGAAAAAGUCAAAAGCAGGAGAACCAAGUUGGCCUAGUCCCUGGGGUGAAGGUAGACCUGGAUGGCAUAUUGAGUGCUCUGUUAUGGCCUCGGAUGUUUUGGGAUCGAAAAUGGAUAUUCAUUCUGGUGGUAUUGAUCUCGCAUUUCCCCAUCAUGACAAUGAAUUGGCGCAAAGUGAGGCUUAUUUCUGCGAACAUGAGCAUGGUCCGCAUGAGUGGGUAAAUUACUUCUUGCAUAUGGGUCAUCUUUCUAUUGCAGGAUCCAAGAUGUCAAAGUCUCUGAAGAAUUUCCAAACCAUUCGGGAUGCAUUGACUAUCGAUUAUACUCCAAGGUCGAUGAGAAUAGUGUUUCUGAUGGGUCGGUGGAAUGAUGGUGUCGAAAUUUCGCCAGAUAUGAGGCUCAUGGCCGACGCAUGGGAAGCUACAAUUAAUAACUUCUUUGUCAAUGUCAAAUCACUUAUCAUCGAAGCUGGAAAUUCAACAUCUGUUGAGGACUUGAAGGCUCUUUCUAUUCAUCCAGAAUUGCAAACAGCAUUAGACAAAGCACAAGCAGAUCUUCAGACCGCUCUCACGGAAUCUUUCGAUACACCACGAGCAAUGCUUAUCUUACAAGAACUUGUUAAAGAAUCAAAUGUCCACAUAGGCUCCCAAAAGUCUGACCUUGACAUCCAGGGACUUGAAAAAGUUGCACGAUGGAUAACUAAGAUUCUUGGCAUCUUCGGUCUCGAUGCAAAUGCAACAGCACCAUAUAAUGGACUUGGUUGGGCUAGUACUUCUGUGGACAGCAAUCACACCCCUGUGCAGAUUGUGGCACCUUAUUCCGAAGUAUUCAAGCAAGUCAAGCAAGAAAUUGAGGGCUUAUCAUUACAUUCCGAGACUCUUGAUAAAUUACUUGCCACAGACGUUGACAGUGAAUUCGCUUCACUCGUAUCAUGUGGCACGAAAGAUCAGGAAGCUCUUGCUCUACCAUAUAUUCGAGCCGUCGCAAAGACCAGAGAUGAGUUGCGACAACUAGCACCAACCUCCGAUCAUAAGAAACAUAUCUUGUCAUUAUCCGAUCGAAUUCGAGACAACGAUCUGACAAAUCUUGGUGUUUAUCUCGAUGACAGAUCGGAUGGUCAAGGUUCACUCAUCAAGUUUAUUCCAAAAGAAGAACUUCUAGCACAAAAGGAAGAGAAAGCGGCCAGGGAAAGAGAAAAGGCAGCCCAAAAAGAAGCCGCUAAACUUGCCAGAGAAAGAAUGGAGGAACAAAAGCUGGAGAAGGCCAAACUCAGUCCGGUUGAUAUGUUCAAGGAUGAUAGAUUCAGUGCAUGGGAUGUUGAUGGUAUACCAACAAAGACGAAAGAUGGAGAAGACGUGCUAAAGAGUGCAUUGAAGAAGUUGAGGAAGGAUUGGGAAAAACAAAAGAAAGCUCAUGAGGACUGGAAAGCUAAGGCGCAGUCACAAUUAGUUAUGGAUAAUGAUCCUGUUCCUGUUGCUUUGUAUGAAAUCGCCCCAAAUUCGAAUUUCAUUGGUACUGCUGUCAAUACUUCGAAAAGUGGUAGUAGUGGUACUGGUACAUCUUCAACAUGUUUGAGGAGGGGAAGUCCAAAUCCACCACCGCCACUGGCUGCUAAAUCAUCAGAAGCUGGAAAUCGAUUUCAAUGUCCUCAAUGUCCAAAGAACUUUAGUAGGAUUGAAAACCUAACUAGACAUCAAGCCAAUCAUGAUGAAGUUGGUAAAUUUCCUUGUGCGGUUUGUAAGAAAAGGUUCACGAGGAGUGAUCUAUUAAGUCGACAUCGUCGAAUACAUAAACGUGGUGGUACUCCAAGACCUCACGUGACACCACAAUCUACCUCGCCUUCUCCAUCUGAACCUCAACCCAUUUCUAAUCUUGUCCAUCCUGAUGAGAAAUCUAUACCGAUUAAUCAUGCUUUUGAAACUUCAUUACCACCUAGUAUGCAAUAUCGUGGCGGUCGGCAUGAUACCCUGCCACCCAUUCAAGAGGCAUUAUAUUCUGACUCACGCUCACCCUUGACUCCAUCCCAAGGCCUCUCGAGUCUUGUUGAAGCUGCAUUGGCACCACCUCCUUUUGAUAAUGAACUUCGCGUUCCUGAGAAUUUUAAUUCCAAUACAUGGGAUGGCUUCAUGCCUUACAAUGAUGCUCCAAGUGUCUUCAUGGGAUCAUAUGAUGCCGAUAUAUCUUGGACAUUAGACUACUUCAGCCAAGAUUCUUGGAGUAAUAUGGACGUGGACUUUGGUUUUGGUGGCCCGGAUUUCGUCAAGUCUGAUCUCUCGGGCCAAUCGAAUGAUCUGGAUGCCGAAGGAGAUGAGGAAGACUGGCCGGACAAAGUCAGUAGACUAGAAAGUCCACCACGAUGGGGUCCUAGGACUAUUCCUCGUCUAGGCCCAGAAUCAUGGCAUGCGGUCGCGCAAGAAGCUAGGGCGAUCAGUUUCACUGUAGGACCAAGGCAACAAGUCAACGAUGUAUUACGAUCGGCCUUACUAGGCAUGUUACAAAUUGAGCUUCCAGCUCAUUCAGGGGAUACGCUACGAAUUCUCGACAAUGUUUUCACCUUGUUCAAUCUUUUGCUCGCUGGUGCCUGGGGUGGUAGUAAGAAAAUGUUCGAGUUCGCGGAGGGUGUGAGGGGUAUCCUGAUAACAGCUGGUCGACGAGCUCGUUUACUAGAUUGCAGGCCAAUGUCUAGAGUCCAACUUGACCCAAGCUCGCUACCGAGGAGUUCGCCACAGGAAAUUGAGUGGUUUUCAUGGGUAGAGACCGAGAAGAGAAAAAGGCUUGGCCUAUCGAUUUAUAUCCUUGACUGUCAAUAUGCUACACUCUUCAACGUUCAACCGUGUAUCAGUAGAGCCGAAACCACAAACUGCGUCUUUCCAUGCCCAGAACGACAUUGGGAAGCGCCAUCGCCACAAGCCUGGAAGAUGCUCCUUGGUCCAGCUGAUAUUCCACCUGCGACAUAUUAUCUCCAUGCCUUGAACGGUAUUCUUCUUCACAAAUGGACCAAACCUCCUCCACCUGUCAUACCGACCACCAUAUUCGGCAAAACUCUUCUUCUCUACGCAGUGCAUACCCUUAUCUUUGACUGGCGGACCUCGGUGUCUAUGCUCAAUCCAACGGGACUCAUGGGGACAAUGGGAAAUCAUGCACUAGAUAUGGGUGCUGGACUCUUGAGCAGGAGGAGAUGGUUGAUGGACGCAUUAGAUUCUUGGACCGAAUGUUAUGGGGCUAGUUCUGGCGAACCAUCCGUGGCUGGAAGAUUGCUCUGCGCGCUGGGGUAUGUUAGUCUGGAUGUCAGCCUUAGUGAUGUUCACCUAAUGGCAGGUCGAUCUUCAAGUCGUCAAGAUUGUGAUUUUGCAGCGGUCAAUCUGCGAUACUGGGCUAAUUCCGACAUCGUGGGUAGCACCAUGAGAAACGUGUAUGAAAUGCUCAAUUUAUCUGAAGAAUGCAUUCGCCAAAGAGAUGGUAGUGAUGGGGAUGGGAUACUGGGUACUAUGGGAAUGAGUGGCAGUGGACCAGAAGAAGCGAGUUAUGAGAUUGCGGUGUGUCUUUUUACCGGAGGAUUAGUCUGUUGGGUUUACAAGGAGUUGAGGACGGGAUUGGGAGAUAUGGAGAGAGAGGAGGUGAUGGAGGGGAUUAGAAGGGCGGGCAGGGGCUUGAGGGGCAUGGGGUGUUGGAGGAUGGGCGAGAUGUUUGGGAGGAUUCUGGCGGGGUUUGAGGUAUAG